Mytilus californianus (California mussel) is the source of this 813-nucleotide messenger RNA. RefSeq names its product low-density lipoprotein receptor-related protein 8-like. The transcript is spliced from 6 exons. Lineage: Eukaryota; Metazoa; Mollusca; Bivalvia; Mytilida; Mytilidae. Bases 43 to 672 code for a protein of 209 amino acids. The record is from RefSeq and is a predicted model, not a curated record. Gene Ontology annotation, molecular function: protein binding.
GUAAAAUGCAAAGACGGACUGCAGUGUAUUCGUGUUUUUUAUAUGUGUGCUGGGAAUUUUCUUGGUCCCGGUUCAGAAUGUAAAGAUGGUUCGAAUAAUGAUACAGAUUUUUGUUCAGCUUACGAAUGUACCCCGUAUUUUGCAAAGUGUCCUAAUGGUCAUCAAUGUGUACAUCAGUCAAUGAUUUGUUCCGGGGAACAGAUGUGUAAUGGCGAGUCAGAGGAUGAACAACAAUUUUGUAAAACACAUAAUUGUGGUGACAUAAUGUCCAAAUGUGAUAAUGGAUACCAAUGUGUGCUCGAUUUUAAGAAAUGUGACGGCUUCGCAGAUUGUGCAGAUGGUUCAGACGAGAAUCUAGACUUGUGUGUAGAGAAUCGUAUCUGUCCAAUUGGAAUGGUGAAAUGUGAAGAUAAGGUUCAGUGUAUUUAUGAAAUGCAGUUUUGUAAUAGAUAUCCUGACUGCAAGGAUAAAUCGGAUGAAAACCCAAAGAUUUGUACAAAAGACAGAGCUUGCCCUACUGGAAUGUCUAGAUGUUCCGCAAAUGACCCGAAUUGCAUAUAUGAUAGUUGGUUCUGCAACAACCAACCAGAAUGCGAAAACAGAGAGGAUGAAAGUCCGAAUAGUUGCUUUAAUCGUCCAAAAGGAUCCAUUAAAUUGCCGUGGAUGACAUAGCUAGCAGUCUGAUUGGACUUUUAGAAAAAAGUAUCUCGCUUUAGUACUACGACAACAGAUACAAAAAUCAAUUAUGUGAAACAUACUACAUGACUUUAUUUUAUCUUUGAAUAGUGGUGAUAGCAAUUUGGUUUGUACGAA